UACCUUGGCUUCUUCCCUCAUCAGCCCCCUCCAUCACCCCCCGGCACGCGGCUUCGUGACAUUAUUUGGGGGGAUGAUCAUUACCUCAAUGGCCGAGCCGGGAGCCAAGUGGAAAGGCGGUCGUCACGAAGGAGUGACAUUAUUGAAUAUCCCGUGUGUUUUGGCCCGAGGCUCUGCCUGGUCCCCACGGUGCUUCCCCAGCCGCCCGUCCCGCGGCUCUGCCCGCGGUGGCCAAGCCCAAGCUCCGGGUCCCAUCGCUUAUUCCUGAGAAACUCCCGGCAGCUGCAGACACGCUAAUGUGGAUAAAGAGAAGAUGGGAAACGUCCAAUAAACUUCGUAACUGCCGCUGUUUUCCCACCCAGAGGGAUCCAGUAAAAACAGAAAACUCGCCUUUUACUCCAAAAUGCAAGAAGCCCCGGAGAGCGGCAGCAGCGCCAGCGCCAGCAGCUCCUUCUCCAGCCACCCUGCGGCCAGCAUCAAAGAGGAGGACUGCAGCCCCGAGAAGGAGCGACCCCCGGAGGCCGAGUACAUCAACUCCCGCUGUGUCCUCUUCACCUACUUCCAGGGGGACAUCAGCACCGUGGUGGACGAGCACUUCAGCCGGGCGCUCAGCCAGCCCAGCAGCUUCUCGCUCGGCAGCGCAAAGGCAGCGCGGAACGCCGGCUCCUGGCGGGAUGGCUCCUUCCCAAUGAGCCAGCGCAUCUUCCCGCCAUCCUUCUGGAACAGCACGUACCAGCCCUCCUCGGUCCCGGCCACCCUGAGCAGCCCCCUGGCUGCUGCCACUCACAGCGAGCUGCCCUUCACUGCCGCUGCAGACCCCUACGCACCCGCCUCCCUGCAUGGCCACCUGCACCAGGGCGGCCCGGAGCCCUGGCACCACGCUCACCAUCACCACCACCACCAGCACCAUCAUCACCCCUACAUCGGCACACAGAGCACCGCCUACCCCCGCCCUGCCACCAUGCACGAGGUCUACGGCCCCCACUUCGACCCCCGUUACGGCUCACUCCUGGUGCCCACCGCCUCUGUCCGUCCCCACCGCCUCACCCCCGGCUCCGUGCCCACACCGGUCAGCCCCCCCUGUGAACUGGGCAAGAGCGAGGCGGGAGCUGCCGCGGCCUGGACAACACCAGGACCCUUCCCCAAUGCAGCGGGGGAAAUGGCACAGAGCCUCAGCCUCAAUGUAGACACAGGUUUGCAGCCUCAGGAUAAAAGCAAGGAUCUAUACUGGUUUUAGAGCUGUCCUUCACUCUUCUUCCCCUGGCUCUCCCCUGUAGAUCUCUGCCUGUAUAGACAUGGUGGCAUUCACAGCUGAAAUCGGGUCAGUUUGUAACAGCUUCUGAUCUUGGUUUGCAGCUCGCCGUUACUCCUUCUGUGGUGGAUCUCUUCUGAGCUGAUGUGCUGACACAAAGACUCUCACAUCCCCUUUGCCCUUUUCCAAGCCCACCGUGGCCCCGCAGCCCUUGGAAAGACAACAGGACUUAAAAGGACCUGGCAUUGCAACGAUGGCACUUUGGACUUGUUUCGGAGAGGAAAAUCCUUCUCUUGCGAGAGCCAAAGACGUUGAACUUCUAUUUAAGCAGACCCCAACCCAGAACUGCAGUUAGACUUCUCUAAAAGAGUCAAAUGAUGUCAUGGAUGGUGAUGCAAAACCACUGGCCUUCGUACAGGGGGCAGAGGAAAUCAUGGGGGUUUUUUUUAGUGGUGUGAAUAUUU
Messenger RNA from Pezoporus flaviventris, 1716 nucleotides. It is a transcript of the gene VGLL2, whose product is annotated as vestigial like family member 2. The transcript is spliced from 4 exons. Gene Ontology annotation, biological process: regulation of transcription by RNA polymerase II. NCBI's taxonomy places the organism in Eukaryota, Metazoa, Chordata, Aves, Psittaciformes, Psittacidae. Gene Ontology annotation, cellular component: nucleus. The coding region runs from base 404 to 1237 and encodes 277 amino acids. The record is from RefSeq and is a predicted model, not a curated record.